Molecule: messenger RNA, 606 nt
Organism: Pseudoliparis swirei
Lineage: Eukaryota; Metazoa; Chordata; Actinopteri; Perciformes; Liparidae
Product: hepatitis A virus cellular receptor 1 homolog
Source: RefSeq, a predicted model, not a curated record
AUGAAACUCCGGGGUUUAGAGAAAUCGGGUCUCUUCUACAGGUAUUCCCCGAGGCCGCAAGUGUCUUGCAGCACCCUCAACGUCAUUGGCUUCUUUGGGCACAAUGUCACUUUGCCCUGUAGGUAUGACACCCAAACUCACAGCAUCCUGAGUUUCUGUUGGGGAAGAGGGAUGGUACCCCGGUUCAAAUGUUCCGACAUCAUCGUCUCCUCACUGGAUGGGGCUCUGCUCUUCAGGGAGUCGCGUAGGUACCAGCUGCAGGGCAGGGUGACAGACGGAGAUGUGUCGCUGACCUUCCUGGUACCCAGUGGAGUAUGCAGGCUCGAGAUCCCAGGGUGGUUCAAUGACGAGAAGGUCAACACACACCUGGAAAUGGAGGAAGAAAUAUUGACAACAUCCUUGACUAAAAAUGUGGAAGUUGGUUCAUUUUCAAUGCAGUAAAAAUUCAAAGCCUUCUUUGAAGUGGGGAACAUUGGGAGGGCGGUAGCUAUUUUUUCCUUCGCAAUGAUCAUAAUCCUCAUCUUUGUUUUCCAUUCAAUAUUUCUGCCGAAGACACUUCAACAUCUCCACACCUCAACUGCUAAAAACAUCUAUGAAGUAUUAUAG